UGUUGUUGUGCGGGCUGAGCAGUUUGCGCUUCCAUGCUUCAGUCCUGUGAAGCUGAACUGAGCCGAACAAGUUUAUGGUUUACUCUGUGUACUGACUGGACCUCAAGGAGCGUUACUGUACGCUACGACGUGUCGUUGUUAACCCGCUGAAAGGAGCUGUGUCCGGCCUGGUGAUGGCUAACGAGCGGCUCAGAGCUCUGGAGGAUGUGGAGAAGGAGAUAGCGAUGGUCCUGCAGUGUGCCGGUAACAUCGUCCUGGAGCUCUCCAAAGACAAACACAACGCCAGCUUCCUGGACAGACAGCUGGUCCAGUUCCAGAGCUCCGUCAACCGGGUGGAGAGUGAACUGAGCGGCCAGAUCCGCUACCUCACCCAGGUAGCUACUGGUCAGCCUCACGAAGGCUCCACGUACUCAGCCAGGAAGGACUGUCAGAUGGCUCUGAACAGGGCAGAGUACGCCAAGGUCAAACUGGGAGAACUGGGACGGACCUGUGAAGUCAUGCUGGAGCAGCAGCAGCAGCAGCAGCAGCAGCAGCAGCAGCAACAGCAGCAGCAGCAACAGCAGCAGCAGCAGCAGCAGCAGACAUGAGAGGACAGAGGGCGGCUGACUGGUGGAUUCAUGAUCACUGGGCAACACCUGAUGAGGCUGAUGAGCCACAUCCUCCACUUCUACCACCAGCAUUACAUGUUUUUUUAAUAUUCCUUUUUUAUUGUAGUGAUAAAUACUGAGUUUCACAGGAAACACACAAAAAAAAACUAAAAAAACAUGUUAUAUACAAGAUGUCUGAUUUUCUAAGAAGUGUAUGUUGAGUAUAUUUUGUUGCUCGUGGUCAAUUUUUUCUUCUUCAUGCACAACUACCAAGACCUCUGAUGACCAACAGAAAGAGCAGUGUUCAGGUUUGUCCUUCAGUCUCACACUUCAGCUGAUUCAUUGUACAGGUGUUGAAGCAUUUUAGCCGCUGAUGGAGCCUCAUGUACGGAGCAUGUGAGACUGUAGGAAGAGACUAACCAACAGUAAUAAGUAAACAAUGAUGAUGAUGAUGACCUGGCUGUCAUAUGUUGUACAGUCUUUUGGACCGAUAUGAAAUGUUAAUACAGAAACACAGCGAAGUGACUCUGAUCCAGGACCUUGACACAUGACAGUCCUCCAUCAGUGAGACUCUGGAGACGCUUCACUUCCAGGUCCAGUCCAGCGUCAUUAACUCUUCAGACAUGUCCUGCUCUCACACCUGCACCGGUCAGCUUCUGUUUGACAGGUGGAAAUGUUUUUCACAGAAUACAUAAAGCUCUGUACGACAACUUUUUUUUGUUAAACAGCAAAAUAAAGACU
Messenger RNA from Seriola dumerili (greater amberjack), 1328 nucleotides. It is a transcript of the gene med11, whose product is annotated as mediator complex subunit 11. Gene Ontology annotation, molecular function: transcription coregulator activity. Gene Ontology annotation, biological process: regulation of transcription by RNA polymerase II. The transcript is spliced from 3 exons. The record is from RefSeq and is a predicted model, not a curated record. The coding region runs from base 174 to 587 and encodes 137 amino acids. Gene Ontology annotation, cellular component: mediator complex. Lineage: Eukaryota; Metazoa; Chordata; Actinopteri; Carangiformes; Carangidae.